AUGUCUAUUUCUGAGGAUUACAAAUCAGUUGAUUUACCAUUUUCUCCUAGAAAGUUUUUGGAAAUAUCUCAUAAAGGCGAAGAACCAACAAAAUUUGAAGAAGGAAAUCUGUUAGAGUUAAUUUCUCAAGUUGAUGAAACAGAUGAGUCACUAGAGAAGCCAUUAUUGUAUUUGAAAAUGUAUGUUGAGUGUGCGUAUAGUGGUGACAGCACUCAGAAAUACGAAAUUUCCGAAAUUAUUGACAGAAAUGAUCUCCUCUUUUUCUUAUUAGAUCAUAUUCAAACUUCAAGUGACAAAAUGUUCAUGCAUAUCAUUGAUAUACUUGUUUUAAUGUAUUUAAUAGGUAAUUUAGAUUUCGAUAUUUUAUCGGAGGAAAAAAGAAAAUUGCUAUUUGAUAUCAUACUUGAAAGGUCAAUUGCAUAUUUAUACAAUAGUUUUUAUCUUUUAGCUGCCAUUAUUUCGAAAAAUAAUUUCGAAUUUGAUGAAAAUUCCAUUAUGAAUUUAGCAUAUCAAGAGAGAUUAGAUGAUAUUGUAUGGUUCUUGGUUGAAAGCUUUAAAACAAAUCCUCGAAAUUUCAAAGAAUUUGAACAAUUUUUUAUCCAAAUGCUUGAAACAAACAGAUAUCCAUCAUUAUAUGGAAUUUUCUUCUGUACACUUUAUGAUCUUCAAUUUACCAAUGAAAUUGCCACAUUAAACAUCUUUGACGAGUUUGUAAAUGAUGAAAAUGACGAAUGCCACGAAAUCCUGAAUUCUCUCAUAAAAAUAGUUAUAUACGGAUCAAAUGAUGAUAGUUUCAAUUUUUUUAUGACAAAAUUCCAUCAAAUUGAUGUAGAUCUUAAAAUUAAGUACUAUUUAGUUAAACACUGUCCGAGUAGAGCUAGAAAGAUCAUAACUGAUGAAGAAAUUGAAAUGAUUAAAGAAUUAUCUGUUGAUGGAAAGUUUGAUGAUAAACAAUACGCAAUUAAACUUCUGAUCAAGUUAGUAGAGUAUAGCAUUGUAGAUUGCAUCAGUGUUUUACCUAUUUUCAAUGAGAUUUUUCAUUAUUAUGAAAAUUAUCAAGUUUUAGAAAGAAUUAUAAAUUUAGUAACUGACAAAUUAAGGCAAACUUAUGGUUCAGAAGAAAUCAGCCAAUCUCUGACUUUCUUUGGCAAUAUCGAAGAGUGUUUUGAUGAUAUUAUCGAAGAUGCUGAUGAUUCAUUAAUAGAAAGUAUAGAAGAACUUGAUAAAGCAAUUAAUGAUAUUAAACUUGAACAAAGUUUAUAA
Messenger RNA from Trichomonas vaginalis G3, 1263 nucleotides. RefSeq lists its product as uncharacterized. The record is from RefSeq and is a predicted model, not a curated record. Bases 1 to 1263 code for a protein of 420 amino acids. The transcript has a single exon. Lineage: Eukaryota; Parabasalia; Trichomonadida; Trichomonadidae.